AUGUGUGUGGUGUGUAUGUGGGGAAGACAACACAUAAAUUUCAUUUGUGCAUUUCCCCCUCCCCCCCCUCUCCUUCUUCCUCCUUUCUUUCCUUCGAAAUCUGCAGAAACAAAAAAUAAUGGUUAUGAUGACGAUACGGAAGAAGACGGAAGGGUGGAUGCACUGGUAGAAGUAAAAGUAGUGGGAAAGGGGGAGAACGUUAAGUUAAGGUAA
Trypanosoma brucei brucei TREU927 is the source of this 213-nucleotide messenger RNA. RefSeq lists its product as hypothetical. The record is from RefSeq and is a predicted model, not a curated record. Bases 1 to 213 code for a protein of 70 amino acids. NCBI's taxonomy places the organism in Eukaryota, Euglenozoa, Kinetoplastea, Trypanosomatida, Trypanosomatidae. The transcript has a single exon.